AUCGCCAUUCUCGCGACAGUCUCCGUGGUUGUAGCACGUGUGUUUGGUAAGCGUCUUCUGGCGUUAUUUGAGAAAACAUUGGGACUAUUAAAUACGUGUUUUGCCGGAUUCAUUGAAGGAUUUUAAGUUUUAGUAAUUUAUUGCGAAAAAUAAUUUCAAAAAUUUGUGAAAAUGUCGGAGGAUGGAAAACUUGCCGGUAAGGUUUUGGUUAUUGGCAGCGGCGGCCGUGAGCAUGCCAUUUGCUGGAAGCUUGUACAAAGCAAAAGUGUUUCAAAUAUUUACGCGCUUCCGGGCAGCUACGGUAUUGCAGAAUUAAAUAAGUGUGAAAAUGUGUCUGGAAUUGAUAUUAAAGAUUUUAAGAGCAUUGCUCAAUGGUGUGUUUCAAAUAAUAUUCAAUUAGUUGUUGUUGGUCCUGAGGACCCACUUGCGGAGGGUCUUGGAGAUUCUUUAAAAGAAAAUGGCAUUAAUUGUUUUGGUCCUCCUAAAAUGGGUGCGAAAAUUGAAUCUGAUAAAAAGUGGGCUAAAGAAUUUAUGCAGAAGUAUAAUAUACCAACAGCUCAGUUUGAAACGUUUACCAAUGCUGAGUUAGCCAAAACUCAUAUAAAAGAAUCAUCUUAUAAAGCUUGGGUUGUUAAAGCCUCCGGCUUAGCUGCUGGUAAGGGUGUAAUAGUCGGAAACAGCAUUACCGAUGCUUGCAAUGCUGUGGACAACAUUUUAGGGUCAACAAAAUUCGGUGCUGCUAGUGAUACUAUUGUUGUUGAAGAAUUACUUGAGGGUGAAGAAGUGUCCUUGUUAGCAUUCGUGGAUAAAAACUCUAUUAAUGUGAUGCUACCAGCACAAGAUCACAAAAGACUUAAGGAAGGCGAUAAAGGUCCAAACACUGGUGGUAUGGGCGCUUACUGUCCUUGCCCCUUGGUUUCUGAUCAAGAAAUAAGCUUUAUAAAAGCUAACAUUUUACAAAAAACCGUUGAUGGGUUACGUAAAGAUGGCAUUGAUUAUAACGGUGUUCUCUAUGCUGGUCUAAUGCUAACUAAGGAUGGACCAAAAGUUUUAGAAUUUAAUUGUCGUUUUGGAGACCCUGAGACUGAAGUUAUACUGCCCUUACUUAAAUCAGACUUAUAUUCUAUUAUGUAUAACUGCGCUACGAACCGCUUGAGCGAGACGAUAGUAGAGUGGCAGGAAAACUCUUACGCCGUUGGCGUUGUUAUGGCUAGUGCCGGAUAUCCAGAAUCUUCGACUAAAGGAUGCGUUAUAAAUGGAUUACCCGAAAAUUCUGAUAAAGAUAUAAUUUUCCAUAGUGGCGUUGCAGUUAAUAAUGACAACGAAUAUCUAACCAAUGGUGGUAGAGUAUUGAUUGCUGUUGCGGUUCGUGAUAACUUAGAAGAAGCAAUUAAUGAAGCAACCAAAAUUUGCCGCGGUGUUACCUUUUCCGGUGCUGGAGCCCAGUUUCGGACUGAUAUUGGUGCUAAAGGCUUAAAAGUCCAACGAGGAAACGAUAAAGUAGCCAAAUCGCUUUCUUAUAAAGACAGUGGUGUCGAUAUUGAUGCUGGCGACGAUUUGGUUCAACGAAUCAAGCCACUCGCACGUGGUACAUCACGAAGUGGAGUAUUAGAUGGAAUAGGAGGUUUCGGUGGACUUUUUCGUUUAAGACAGCUAAACUAUAAAAAACCACUUUUAUCUGAAGCUACAAAUGGUGUGGGUUCUAAAAUAGGUCUUGCCUUAGAGUACCAAAUGUAUGAAAGAAUUGGCUAUGACUUGUUAGCUAUGUGUGCGAAUGAUGUUCUUGAGUCGGGUGCAGAACCGGUUGCGUUUCUGGAUUACAUAGCUUGUGGCAAGUUGGAAGUACCGAUUGCGGCUCAAAUAAUAAAAGGCAUGGUCGAUGGAUGUAGAGAAGCGAAGUGUGCGUUGUUAGGUGGUGAAACUGCAGAGAUGCCGUCAGUUUAUGCAGUUGGCAAGUAUGAUCUUGCUGGUUACUGUGUAGGCAUAGUGGAACAGGAGUCAGUGCUUCCCAAAUUUAGUGACUAUGAAGAAGGUGAUAUGAUUAUAUCUCUGCCAUCAAGUGGCUUACAUUGCAGUGGUUUUAGUUCCAUACUACGUAGCUUAAAUGCUUUAGACGUAAACCUGGGUAUAAAGUCAGAAUUUGGUAAUCGACAUAGAACAUUAGCUCAGGCAUUAUGUGAACCAACUAAACUUUAUGUCAUGGAAGUGUUAAACUUUUUAAAGGGUCAGGCCGUGAAGGCAAUUGCGCAUAUCAGUACUGGAUUAUUACCAGAUGUGCAACGCAUUAUUCCAGACGAUUUCGAAACUUGUUUGGACUUUGGUGCACUCAAAAUUCCUGACGUAUAUGGUUGGUUAGCUGUUAAAUUAAAACUCACUCCUGAAACAUUACUGGAGAAUCUAAAUUGUGGUAUUGGCAUGGUUUUGGUUGUACCAAAAACCAACACAAACUGGAGAACUAUGUUAACUGGUGCUAAGAUUCUGGGAAUCAUUAAACGUAAAGGUGCUGCGCUUCAAAAACAAAUUGAAGUACGAAACUUUGUUGAAACCCUGGAAGAUGUCUCGAAACAAUUUGGGCAGUUUGGAAACAACGAACUUACUGACCCACAGAAUAUUAAUGUUCAAAAGGAAUUAACUACUCAAGCAGAAGGGCGUACGAAUACUUUUAUUGCUCAAAACGGAAAAAUAUUAACAGCAGUACCGACCGAAUAUAAGGACCCAAUACUUGUAAUGGGAACAGAUGGUGUGGGAACGAAAAUAAAAAUCGCUCAACAAAUAGGACGAAAUAAUACAGUUGGUAUAGAUUUGGUAGCGAUGUGUGUAAAUGAUAUAUUAUGCAAUGGAGCUAAACCACUUACAUUUUCAACUUAUUAUGCUUGCGGAGAACUUAACACCCAAACUACCAAUGCGUUGGCGGCUGGUGUUCUCGAAGGUACUACACAAGCUGAUAGUGCUUUGAUAGCUAUAAAAUUAUCUGAAGUUCCUUUAUUGUACAAACCUGGUGUUUACGAUGUUGCUGGAUUUGCGCUUGGAAUAACAAAUUUUGACCACAUGUUGCCUCGGGAAUUCGACAUUGAAGUAGGUGAUUCUCUUAUCGGCUUGCCAUCAUCAGGGCUGCAUAGUAACGGUUUUAGUUUAGUGCACGCAGUUAUGAAAGUUGCGAAUGUAACAUAUGAAGACAUAACUCCGUUCAGUGACAAAACGUUUGGUGAAGAAUUUCUGUAUCCGACAAAAAUCUACGUAUCGGCACUUUACCCUCUCAUUAAACUUGGUAUUGUUAAGGGUAUUGCACAUAUAACUGGAGGUGGUUUAACUGACAAUAUUCCAAGAGUGUUGAAUGAUGAUGUGGGUGUAUAUAUAAAUUCUGACCUAUUUACCAUUCCACCAGUAUUUGGCUGGUUGUCCGCAAUGGGAAAUCUUGCGACAGCUGAAAUGCAGCGCACUUUCAAUUGCGGCAUCGGCGCCGUCAUAGUAAUUCAUCCAAGAUACGAAAAAGCAGUUAUGGAUUGCAUACAAUUUAGCGAACGUGCUUGCAAAAUUGGUAAAGUUGUUCAAAGACAAGACCUGGAGCCACAAGUUACUAUAGAAAAUCUCGAAAAGAAUUUGAAACGUGUACAGAAGGUUAUAAACCAACCACGCAAACGAGUUGCUGUCUUAAUAUCUGGCUCAGGUACUAAUUUGCAGGCUUUAAUAGAUGCAUCGCAGGACACAUCACAAGGCUUGCAUUCUAAGAUAGUUUUAGUAAUUUCGAACAACUCUGACGUAUUGGGCAUAAAAAGAGCAGAAAAAUUCAAUAUACCGACAAUUGUAUUGUCGCACAAAGAAUUUAAAUCGCGUGAAGACUUCGAUUCCGAGAUGAGCAAACAUUUGGAAAAUGCAAAAGUUGACAUAAUUUGUUUAGCUGGAUUUAUGCGCAUUUUAAGUGCACAAUUUGUGAAACGUUGGAAAGGACGUUUGAUAAACAUACAUCCAUCUCUCUUGCCAAAGCAUCCCGGACUACAUGUACAGCAGAAAGCUUUGGAUGCGAAGGACAAAGAAUCUGGGUGUACUGUACAUUUUGUGGAUGAAGGUGUCGAUACUGGUGCCAUUAUAGUACAAAAGCGAGUACCUAUUUUGAAAGAUGAUACAGAGGAGAUACUAACAAAUCGUAUUAGAAAAGCUGAGCACUACGCCUUUCCUAGAGCAUUACGUUUGUUAGCCACCGGCUUGGUUAAACUUGGUGAUGACGGCAAAGCCGUUUUUGAAUUUUAAAUUUUGUUAAUUAUCUUUAGCCUUUAAAUCAGUACCAGUAUAUAUAUAUACAAUACGUUCUUCAUUUUUGGUUUUAUUAAGAUGUAGAAAAAAGCAACCAUAUGUAAUUAAGAACAAAUAAAUAUUUAAUGCUAAGAAACUAA
Molecule: messenger RNA, 4391 nt
Organism: Teleopsis dalmanni
Lineage: Eukaryota; Metazoa; Arthropoda; Insecta; Diptera; Diopsidae
Gene: Gart
Product: trifunctional purine biosynthetic protein adenosine-3
Exons: 10
Coding region: 172-4248 (1358 amino acids)
Biological process (GO): adenine biosynthetic process; 'de novo' IMP biosynthetic process
Cellular component (GO): cytosol
Molecular function (GO): phosphoribosylglycinamide formyltransferase activity; metal ion binding; ATP binding
Source: RefSeq, a predicted model, not a curated record